AUGGCAGGCCGUGAAUACAUUGUUACCUCGAUGCCUUCUGAACCUGUGCUGGCAGAGGCUAGUGCUCGAAUAAUGAAUGAUCCAUAUGUCAGCUUCACAGAACUUAUUAAUCAGCCUUUAAAGAAGGCGUUCUAG
This is a messenger RNA of Ambispora leptoticha, 135 nucleotides long. NCBI's taxonomy places the organism in Eukaryota, Fungi, Glomeromycota, Glomeromycetes, Archaeosporales, Ambisporaceae. The record is from the annotation of a GenBank genome assembly.